AUGAAAAGACAGAGAGGAGAGCAGAACAAACUCCUAACAGGAGGAGACUCACUCAUGGCCUACGAGACAGAGGAUCAGGAGACUCAAUACUGCUUUCCUGACAUCAACUCAUCAUGUGUCAAGGGGAGACGCUCAAGUCUUGGAUAUAACAUCAUAUAUGUGUUUGUGUCAUUGCUGUCAGCAUGGACUGUGUUUCUGAACCUGCUGGUGAUCAUCUCCAUCUCUCACUUCAAGAAGCUUCACACUCCAACCAACAUGAUUAUUCUCUCUCUGGCUGUAAAUGAUCUGCUAAUUGGAUUGUUCAUGCCUGUAGAGGCCAUCAGACUGAUUGAGACUUGUUGGUAUUUUGGAGACACUUUCUGUGGACUUCAUUUAUUUUUUGUGUCAUUACUUCUUGCAGCAUCUCUGAGUAAUUUGGUUUUAAUUGCUGUUGAUCGUUAUGUGGCUGUGUGUCACCCUUUACUGUACCCACAGAAAAUAACCAUCACUAAAACAUUAUUGAGUAUCUGUCUGAGCUGGGUUUGUUUAUCAGCUUAUAUCAUUACCCUUUCAACCAAUAAUGGAUAUUUUGACACUUCACUCAAAACAGAUGUGUGUUAUGGACAGUGUUUAGUCAUGAUGAGUUUUAGUUGGAUAGUCACUGAUCUGUUCAUGUCUUUUAUUUUUCCUUGCACUCUUAUCAUCACUUUAUAUUUGAGGAUUUUCUAUGUCGUUCAUCAGCAAGUGAAGGUUAUAAACUCUCUGAUGAAGGGUGGUAAAUGUGUAACGGAGGGUUUAGUGAAGAGGAAAUCUGAGAGUAAAGCUGCUCUGACUUUAGGAAUCAUUGUGUCUGUUUAUCUGCUUUGCUAUAUUCCAUAUUUUAUCUGUUCUUUAACUGUAAACUCUUCCACAACUAUAAAUGGUUUAUUAUUUGCUGUGUGUGCUAACUCAGGUCUGAAUCCUCUGAUUUAUGCUUUAUUUUACACCUGGUUUAAGAAGACAGCUAAACUUAUCUUAACCCUGAAAAUAGUUCAUUCUGCAUCUUCUCUGAUUAAUAUUUUUACAGAACAUUAAAUAUUGUAACUAUGGCUGAGGAGAUGCCUCCUGUAAGUGUCAUUUUUAAUU
Messenger RNA from Danio rerio (zebrafish), 1104 nucleotides. Lineage: Eukaryota; Metazoa; Chordata; Actinopteri; Cypriniformes; Danionidae. The record is from RefSeq and is a predicted model, not a curated record.